GGCACCGGCAGCCAGCAACAAGCCAUCACGGCUCUAAGCAGCACCAGCAGCGGCACCAAGUCAUUCUGGAUCAUCGAGCCGGUGAUAAAAGUAAAGCGCGGCACACCGGUGGACUGUGGAACGCAGAUUCGCUUGGUGAACAGUGAUUCGAUGCAUAAUUUGCACUCGCAUAGUGCGCAUAAGGCGCCGAUAUCGGGUGCACAGGAGGUUUCGGGAUUCGAAGGUCGGGAUGCCGGCGACCUAUGGACGGCCGAGUGCACUGGCCGGUGGGUGAGAGAGGCGCCGGUGGUGCUUCGGCAUGUGGAGACCGGCAGGGCUCUGCAGGUUAUGCCGGGCAAAAAAUACGGGCAGCCAAUUGCCGGACAGCUGGAAGUCAGCUGCGGGAAAAGCACGAACGCCGAUGCGCAGUGGAGAGCA
Messenger RNA from Kickxella alabastrina, 417 nucleotides. Its product is annotated as MIR motif-containing protein. The annotation marks the transcript as partial. The record is from RefSeq and is a predicted model, not a curated record. The transcript has a single exon. Lineage: Eukaryota; Fungi; Kickxellomycota; Kickxellomycetes; Kickxellales; Kickxellaceae.